CUACAAUAGCCCUUUUUGUGGGCCACUAGGGGGCAGUGGAAAAAAGCACAAAAUUGACAUAUCAUCUAUUAAGUGGAUAAUGUUAGCAAACAGUUGCCUGUACAGGCCUACACAUCAGGAUUUCAGGCUUCUUCCCCAUCACCUCCUCUGGCCUGACUGACCCACCAGCCCAUCACCAUGAACUACCUCCGCCGGCGCUUGUCAGACAGCAGCUUUGUGGCCAACCUCCCCAAUGGCUACAUGAUGGAUCUGCAGAGGCCAACGCCUCCAGGUUCAUCCACUUCUUCUCCCGCCUCCCCGGCCACAGAGAGGCGGCAGCCCCCGAGCAACCCGAGUCAGACCCAGAGCUCGGGGUCAGCCUCAGGCCCAACUUCGGGCCCGACCGCAGGCUCGACUCCUGGCUCAGGGAGCUUCCUCAGCUCCUUCUCCAGCGUGGUGAAGAGUGCUCAGAUGGCCCAGAAUGUUGCAGCCGCUGCACAUGCCAAAUCAGCAGCAACAGCUGAAGGAGCGUCAACAGGAAGCAGUCAGCCACCUAAACCUGCGAUACGCAAGCCCAAGAUCCUGCUGGUCAUCGAUGAUCAGCACACAGACUGGGCAAAGUAUUUUCGAGGGAAGAAGCUGAACGGAGAGUAUGAGAUCCGGGUGGAGCAGGCGGAGUUCUCGGAGAUCAACCUGGCCUCCUAUGUCAACUCGGGAUGUAUGGUGGACAUGCAGGUCAACAAAGGUGGCACCAAAGUGGUCAGGUCCUUCAAACCAGACUUUGUCCUGAUUCGCCAGCACGCCUACAGUAUGAUCCCCGGUGAGGACUUCAGGAACCUUGUGAUUGGCCUGCAUUUCGGCGGCGUUCCGAGCAUCAACUCUCUCUUCUCCAUCUACAACUUCUGCAGCAAACCCUGGGUGUUUUCUCAGAUGGUUAAGCUCUACCACUCCCACGGUCCAGAUAAAUUCCCCCUGAAUGAACAAACCUUCUAUCCCAACCACACGCAGAUGGUUACAAGCCCUUCCUACCCCGUGGUGGUCAAGAUGGGGCACGCCUACGCUGGCAUGGGAAAGAUCAAAGUUGAAAACCAACAGGACUUCCAGGACAUCACCAGCGUGGUGGCUCUGGCCGGGACCUAUGCCACCACCGAGCCCUACGUCCAGUCCAAGUAUGAUAUCCGCAUCCAGAAGAUUGGUAACAACUACAAAGCUUACAUGAGAACGUCCAUCUCUGGGAACUGGAAGGCCAACACAGGAUCUGCCAUGUUGGAACAGAUUGCAAUGACUGACAGAUACCGGAUGUGGGUGGACUCCUGUGCUGAGAUGUUUGGUGGCCUAGAUGUCUGUGCAGUGAAGGCUGUCCACGGAAAAGACGGCAACGACUAUAUCAUUGAGGUGAUGGACAGCUCCAUGCCUCUGAUUGGUGAGCACGUGGAGGAAGAUAAACAGCUGAUAACAGAGCUGGUCAUCAACAAGAUGGCCCACGUGCUGCUGGGAGUUUCCACACCUCAGCCCUCCUCUGUCAAGACCACACAGCCCAGACGAGGGGGACACCGCUCUGCUUCCGGCUCUCCAUCCCAGUCAGCCCAGGGUACACCUCAGCGAGCCCGGUCAGCCACCACCUCACCCAGCCAGGCCUUCCAGCCCGGUCCCAUCCCUGCCUCCUCCGGGCCUGGAGCUCAGAAACAGUCACCCCAGCUGAACAAAUCCCAGUCACUGACCAACACCUUCACUGAGACAUUACGAGGAAACCAGACCGACGAUGAGGCCAAAGCUGAGACCAUCCGCAGCCUCCGACAGUCUUUCGCCAGCCUCUUCUCUGACUAAAAGCCUACCCAGAAGCUUCCUCUUCCUGUCAGUUGUCAAACAAAACCCUGACUGGUCUAUCUGUCAUGGAGUGUCCUUCCUCCUCAGAGCCUUAGCUUCCCGUUCCUGCUCUUUCCUUCUCACUGUUUGUGAAGUUUAACACCUGGUGCAUCCCGCUGUCCUAACAUCAACGAUUAAUUCAUCACUAGAAAGGCCAGUAGAAUUUAGGGUUCUUAGAUGAAGGACCCCGAGGUGUUGACCGAAGAUGUCAAAUUUUAAAAGCUGAUACAUUUGCAUGUGUCUUCCCUACAGAAGAUAUUAAGUGGUGUAGGAUGUCAGUGCAGAUCCUACCAAAUCCCAUUCAAAUUUCUUUAACUUUUACUCAGAUUGAUGAUUUUGUAUGUGUCCUCCUUGCUGUUCAUGCCAGUUAAAUACAGGUGAAGAAACAGGUUCAAAUAAACAUCAGUCCAGCCAUAUCUUUGUCAAUCUUUCCUGACAUGCCACUGUAACUGUCUCUUAUACCCACAAUCAUGUUAUUAUAGAACAGGACUGCAGUGUUCAUAAAGGAU
Micropterus dolomieu (smallmouth bass) is the source of this 2354-nucleotide messenger RNA. Its product is annotated as synapsin-3-like. Lineage: Eukaryota; Metazoa; Chordata; Actinopteri; Centrarchiformes; Centrarchidae. The transcript is spliced from 14 exons. Gene Ontology annotation, molecular function: ATP binding. The record is from RefSeq and is a predicted model, not a curated record. Gene Ontology annotation, cellular component: synaptic vesicle; synaptic vesicle membrane. Bases 178 to 1806 code for a protein of 542 amino acids. Gene Ontology annotation, biological process: neurotransmitter secretion.